CGUUUUUCUAUUUCAAGAGGAAGCGUUAACAAAGUGAUGUUGGUGGGGGCGAGCAGAACAGUUGUUUUAAGUAGAAUAUAAGGUGCCAUUCUCUCGGCACGAGUGGAAACAGCUGUAAUUGCAGAUUUUCAAAGGAUUUGAUAGACUCAAUCAUUCGGGACUCAUGGAGAUGGCCGCCCAUUUUGCCUCCGCUACUGUGCUAAGCAUGGUAUUCGCGCUCAUUCUUGCUGCACCCCGAGAUGGAACCACUUGCAGACACCUCCCAGGAGACAGUGGAUGGCCCAAUAGUACCGCUUGGUCUCAACUCAACCAGACCGUUGGAGGUCGGCUAAUUGCCACUCUUCCACUAGGAAGCACGUGCCAUACGAAGCCAUUCUUGGACUACAAUGAAUCGAAGUGUGAAGCACUCCAAUCCGCAUGGACUCUAACAGAAACUUAGUACGUGAGCCUGGCUCACCUUCUUCCGCAUCCUGCAGAGAUGAUGAGCCCAUAUUUUCAAAAUCAGUCGUGUGAUCCAUUCACCCCUUUAUCUCAAGCUUGCG
Molecule: messenger RNA, 542 nt
Organism: Truncatella angustata
Lineage: Eukaryota; Fungi; Ascomycota; Sordariomycetes; Amphisphaeriales; Sporocadaceae
Exons: 2
Coding region: 164-439 (91 amino acids)
Source: RefSeq, a predicted model, not a curated record